This is a messenger RNA of Nylanderia fulva, 678 nucleotides long. RefSeq names its product large ribosomal subunit protein eL20-like. Gene Ontology annotation, molecular function: structural constituent of ribosome. Lineage: Eukaryota; Metazoa; Arthropoda; Insecta; Hymenoptera; Formicidae. Gene Ontology annotation, cellular component: ribosome. The record is from RefSeq and is a predicted model, not a curated record. Gene Ontology annotation, biological process: translation.
GCUCGUUGUGAAACUUCUUUUUCCGGUCUCUUCUGGUUCCUAACCUAAAAAUACAGGACAUACGAGAUGAAAGCCAAGGGUGAAUUGAAGGAGUACGAGGUGAUAGGGCGAAAGCUCCCUACUGAAAAGGAGAAGACCACUCCUCUUUAUAAAAUGAGAAUAUUUGCUCCGGAUGCUAUAGUGGCCAAGUCCAGAUUCUGGUAUUUUUUGCGUCAAUUGAAAAAAUUCAAAAAAUCCACUGGAGAAAUAGUGUCUCUCAAGCAAAUCCCAGAGAAGACACCUGUAAAGAUAAAGAACUUUGGAAUUUGGCUGCGAUACGACUCCCGCUCCGGUACACAUAACAUGUACAGGGAAUAUAGGGAUCUCUCUGUCAGUGGAGCUGUAACGCAGUGUUACAGGGACAUGGGUGCUCGUCAUCGCGCGCGAGCCCAUUCCAUACAGAUAAUUAAGGUGGAAGUGGUAAAAGCUAUAAAUUGUCGCAGACCCCAAGUGAAACAAUUUCAUGAUUCUAAGAUCAAAUUUCCAUUGCCGAAGAGAAUCCAUAACAGAAAUCGUAUGCCGCUAUUCAGUGUGCGUAAACCGCGCACCUAUUUCCAGUGAAUACUAUGAAAUGUGUUUUGUAUUAUGACACUAAAUAUAUUAUUCUACAAGGAAUAAAAAAAAUAAUAUAAUUGUUUA